Messenger RNA from Dinoponera quadriceps, 4809 nucleotides. Its product is annotated as ankyrin repeat domain-containing protein 50. Gene Ontology annotation, molecular function: protein binding. The record is from RefSeq and is a predicted model, not a curated record. The transcript has 13 exons. NCBI's taxonomy places the organism in Eukaryota, Metazoa, Arthropoda, Insecta, Hymenoptera, Formicidae. Bases 116 to 4480 code for a protein of 1454 amino acids.
ACAAGAAAAAAAUUUUGUUACAAAAACAGAAAAAUUAUAUAUAUAUAUGAAACUAAGAAAAAAACGAAGGAAGAUUUAAUCAAACAAAUAGGUCUUAUAAUAUCAAGGUAUCAAUAUGGCGGCGCCAGUGAUUGAGAAGAAGCGUUUUUUCUGUAGGGAAUGGGCUUUCAUAAAACUCUCUCACUGCCUAGAACAACGACCAGCUUCGAAAACAUGUGGUACCUUGAUUGUGGGUGGACCAGGAAGCGGGAAGACGGCGCUUUGUGCCGAGUUAGCCUGGCCUUCUAAUGGCACUUCUGCAAGGCAUCAAAGAUCCUUAAAUCGCAGACUAUUGGCUCGUCACUUCUGUCAAACUAGAAGUGAGGCAUCUCUGUCGCCCGCUCAAUUCGUUCGAUCUUUAGUCGCCCAGCUACUUCAAACCAGUUCUGAUAGAAUUAAUCGACCGUCGUCCAUAUCAACUUUGCCGACAGUUUCUACAACAGAAGUUACGAAUGCGAUUACAACAAUAACUGAGACUAUAACAACAACAAUGAUAACAGUAACGACGCCUGUGACUACAGCAUCUAUGACGGUUCUUACUUCCAAAGAAGCUGUCGCAGAAGCUUAUGCUGAGAAAUUGAGUACUGACCCGGAGAUACAAGCUGCUUUGCAACCGGAUAUAUUAGAUAGAGAUCCAGAUGACGCGUUGAAGAAAGCUCUAUUGUUCCCGUUGUUAGAAGUUGAACCACCAAAAAAUAGUCUCUUUUUACUGGUAGAUUCCAUCGAUGAAGGCCAAAUAUUAAAUUCACCGCUGACUGGUACUAAAGAUUCUAGAAGGGAAAACAAUCGUGUCAGUCGUACGAUAGCUGAAUUACUAGCCAAUCAUCAUCAUUUAUUCCCACAAUGGCUUCUAUUAGUUUGCACUGCUCGACGGCAGAGUAAAACCAUCUCUCGCAUGUUCACUGGCUUUCGUAAGAUCUCGUUGGACGACCUCAGAAAGUCCCAAGUCGUCAGAGACGUUCAACAAUAUAUACUUGCACGAUUGGAUCAGGAAGAUGCACUCAGGCAACACAUCUCACGUGAUACCGCCGAAAUGUUGAAUCAACUGCAUAUAAAGAGUAACGGCUGUUUUUUGUAUCUAGAGAAAGUUCUUGACGGUGUGGCGGAGAACUUUAUUAUCUUGCGUGAAGUACGUGAGAUUCCAGGAACUUUGAAUGGCCUAUAUCUCUGGCUUUGUCAACGGCUUUUCAGCAGGAAGCAAUUCGCUAAAGUUCAGCCUCUUCUGAAUGUCAUACUUGCUGCUAAAUUACCUAUUACUCAGGAUAUACUUUAUAAAAGCGUAAAAACAGCCUGCAUCAAUAUAACAUUGGACGACUUUAAUCGCCGACUUUAUUUCCUGCGCAGAAUAAUAUCGGUCUCUCGUACCGGCGCAUUAAUGUUUUUUCAUCACAGCUUUGCUGAAUGGUUGCUGGAUGUUAAGCAUUGUACCCAGAAAUAUCUUUGUUCAGUCACUGAAGGUCAUGCCAUGUUGGCGGCUUAUUACACGCUUCGUGGUCCUGAGCUUAAUCCCGAUGAGAUUUGCGUGUUAGCUCAACAUCUGCAACGCGCAAUACUGAACAAUACAACCAAUACCAUUGGUAUCCUGGAUACCCACACUCUUCAAACGCUCUGGAUAAUUGAUAGCAGCGCUCCAAUCGAAAGCUGUUAUAUAAAUAGCUCUGAAUGCAUUCUUUGGCCCAAGCAAGAUAUGAAGCUCCUGAAACUACUAAUCGAUGCUGGUGCUAAGCCUUCCGAAAAGAUCGAAGUUGAAGAAGAUGUUAUUAAAGAUGCUAUUGUUCCUUCUAGUCAGGUUUCACAAGAUGUAAGUCCUGUAGAUGAGUCAAGUGAACCAUUAAUUGAGCUUCUUGGUGAAAGCGGUGAUAUUAAUCAAACAGAUUCUUAUGGACGGACAGUGUUACACACUUUAGCUGCCGAUGGCAAUGCGUCUCUACUAGAGUUGGCACUUUCAGCCUGUCCUCAGGCAAAAUUGGAGAUAGCUGACAGACAUGGACAAACACCACUAAAUUUAGCUGCUAGGCAUGGUUAUGGAGAUGUAGUACGUGUCCUUUUAGCUGCUGGUGCAAAGGCAGAUCAUGCGGAUUGCGAUGGUUGGACCGCCCUUAGAGCUGCUGCUUGGGGAGGACAUAUUCAGGUGGUCGAACAACUUUUAAAACACGGGGCAAUGGUAGAUUGCGCAGAUUGGGAUCAACGAACAGCACUAAGAGCAGCUGCAUGGGGUGGACAUGAAGAUAUUGUUAAAGCACUUUUACAACAUGGUGCAGACGUUAACAGAACAGACGACGAGGGUAGAACUGCCCUGAUUGCUGCUGCAUAUAUGGGCCAUAGUGAGAUUGUAGAACAUCUUUUAGAUUUUGGAGCUAAAAUUGAUCACGCCGAUAACGAUGGUAGAACUGCGCUCAGCGUUGCUGCUCUUUGCGUGCCUGCCAACCAUGGAUAUGCAAAAGUUGUCACAAUACUUUUAGAGCGAGGUGCCAUCGUUGACCACCAAGACAAAGAUGGAAUGACCCCACUAUUAGUCGCUGCGUUUGAAGGUCAUAGAGAUGUUUGUGAACUACUAUUGGAAAAUGAAGCAGAUGUAGAUCAUUGCGACGUAAUAGGAAGGACGCCUUUGUGGGCGGCUGCGAGCAUGGGACACGGAUCUGUUGUUGCUCUUUUACUGUUCUGGGGUUGCUACGUUGACAGUAUAGACAACGAAGGUAGAACUGUCCUUAGCGUGGCUGCUGCUCAGGGCUGUACAGACGUUGUAAAACAGCUGCUUGAUAGAGGGCUAGACGAACAACACAGGGACAAUUCUGGUUGGACUCCUUUACACUACGCAGCAUUCGAAGGUCACAUUGAUGUUUGUGAAGCACUUUUGGAUGCUGGUGCGAAGAUUGAUGAGACAGAUAAUGACGGAAAAAGCGCACUUAUGCUUGCGGCUCAGGAAGGACACACAUCGUUGGUAGAAAAAUUACUGGAACGACAUGAUGCUACUAUAGAUCAGCAUGCUCAUGAUGGCAAAACUGCAAUCAGGCUAGCAGCUUUGGAAGGACAUUAUGAUACGGUGAGAACAUUAUUAUUUCAUAAUGCUGAUGUUAACGCAAAGGAUGCUGAUGGAAGAAGCACUCUUUAUAUACUUGCAUUAGAAAACAGAUUAACUAUGGCCAGGUUUCUGUUGGAACACGCGAAUGUUGACGUAGAAAGUAGAGACUCAGAAGGUAGGACACCAUUGCACGUAAGCGCUUGGCAGGGACAUAUGGAAAUGGUAGCAUUGUUGUUAACAGAAGGUAAUGCUACUGUAAAUGCCUGUGACAAUGAAAAUAGAACAUCACUUCAUUUGGCUGCUUGGCAAGGACAUGCAGCAAUCGUCAGGUUAUUGUUAGAAAAUGGCGCCACUCCUGAUCAUACUUGCAAUCAAGGUGCAACAGCUCUAGGUAUUGCCGCUCAAGAAGGGCACGAGCACUGCGUUCGAGCACUUUUAGACCAUGGAGCUGAUCCAAGUCAUUCUGAUCACUGCGGGCGGAACGCUAUUAAAGUAGCUGCUAAAAGUGGUCACGAAACAGUCGUAAAAUUACUGGAGGAACAUUCUGCUGCUAAUCAACGCAUUAUGAAGGCUGGCAUCAAUGGAGGUGGUAGCAGUAGUGCUACUUCUAUAACCUCCGAUUCGACGAUUGAAACUAAGCCUUCCUCAGCAAUCCUAAACCCCCUAUCAAUGCAAUAUAGUCCAGCAGAGUCUCCAGAUUCAACAAAACGGCGCAGUUGUAUUUCUUUAGGAAAUAAUUCGAGCAAUAGCAAGUCAAGCAGUAACUUAACUGGCAGUAUUAAAAGUGACCAAGGGAAACUCAAUAAAAAUUCGGUUGUUACUUAUCAGACUCCGUUAUCCUUCACGCAACAAUUACAACAGUGUUCAAGAGGAGCAAAGAGUAGACCACUCAGCAAAUUACUGCUGUCACCUUUAAAAAGCGAGCCGCAGAGUCCAAUAUAUGCUUCUCCACCACAUUCUCCAUUUAGCGACAGUUUUAUUCCUUAUUCGCCCACAAAUACAAGCCCACCUAGUUCUCAAACAGCCGUCAACGUAAUGCAAAGUCAAUUGGGUGUAUCAUUGCUGAUGGGAAAUUCAAAUAUACUACAUAAAACGCAAACGGAAGGAUAUAAUCAUUCAACGGUCAUAUAUGAGCCAAUUAACAUCAAAACUAUAGACAAACAUAACAUUGCUAAACCGCUUGAAUUAACAAAUGAAAUGUUAGGUUUGAGCAUUGGAAAGGACAAAGAAAACGGACGUGAUAUUUCGAAGACUUUCAAUAAACGAAAUUCAGCCGAUACACACUUCUCGCGAAAUACUCAUAUGAGAAUAAUAUUGGGAAAUAGUGGAGCCGGUGUUGGUAGAAACGUCAAAUAUCUGGCUUCAGACCAUACACCUGGAAGGUAUCAAUUAGAUUAUCAAUCUCAAGAGACACAGUAGUCUGUCUCAUAUUAAGCGUUACGCACAAGCAACGCACGGGCGGCAUAAUCGUGCUUGUGUAUACAGAAUGAGCAAAGCCAUGAGACCUUUAAAUAUAUUGAAAAACGAAGCAUUUCUAAAAAAAAGAUGUUUCAAACAUCUUACAAAAUAUUAAGUGAUAUGUUAAAUGAUUAUAUUGACUCGACAUUGUGGAUGGUAUUGGUCAGUGUACAUCAAAGACAUUAAAAAAAUUUUUUUUAACACACAUAAAUACUUCACUAUCUUCUUGUAGCUCGUAUAUAGGCGUUUUCGAAUAUGUUGAAUAUAUGAAUAUGGCAUUUUUAAUAUGA